UCGCGUUUCGUGUUCCAUGGCCGUAGGCUGUAGCAGAAUAACAUCAUCGGCCAUUAUUGUGAAUCGUGAAUUGGGACUGUCUUGCAAGAAUCUUCAGAGUUACAGUAGCAGUUCGUGUUUAUCGAGGUUUUAAUAUAAGACGAAAUAUGCACACGAUUACGGAGCUUGGUGCCAGCGUUCCAGCGUUUCUAGGCAAGUUAUGGAAACUUGUCGAGGAUCCAGAAACCGACGACCUUAUUUGCUGGGCACCCAGUGGAACAAGUUUUUUUAUCCGCAACCAGGCACAGUUUGCUCGAGAGUUACUGCCUCAUUAUUACAAGCAUAACAACAUGGCAAGUUUUGUCCGGCAGCUUAACAUGUAUGGAUUUCACAAGAAAGUAUCCGUUGAAUUAGGAGGGUUGAAGUGUGACAAGGAUGAAAUGGAAUUUGCACAUCAGUAUUUCUGUAAAGGACAUCCUUGCCUCUUGGAGCAUAUCAAACGAAAAAUAGCGUCCAGCAAAAGUCAAGAUACGGCGCAACCCAUAAUAAAACCAGAACUUAUGAACAAAAUGUUGACGGAAGUAAGAAGCAUGCGUGGUCGACAGGAACACCUCGACUCUAGGUUGGGCACGAUGAAACGAGAAAAUGAAGCUCUGUGGAGAGAGCUGGCAAUGCUCAGGCAGAAGCACAUCAAGCAGCAACAGAUUGUCAACAAACUGAUCCACUUCUUGGUCACACUUGUUCAACCAUCGAGGAACGGAGGAGCAGGAGGUCUUUCCGUCAAAAGGCGAUAUCCUCUGAUGAUCGAUGAUCCCAAUCGUCAGAGAGCCAAACAAAGCAAAAUGUCAAAUGUUAAGGUCAACACAUCGCCUACAGGUCCAGUUAUACACGAGCUAGAUCCAACCGACCAAGAGUUAGAGCCAGAAUAUAUUGUUGCAGAAAUUUUAGAGCAUGGCGCCAGCCCUUCAGUCCAAAGUCCCGACGCCCGUGGCACAUCUUCUCCAAAUGAAGACAAUAUACAGUUCACUACGUCCCCCAGUCCCAUCCACAGAACGGAAGAUGUGCAUUUGAACAGCCAUCAACAAGAUGUUGGUUGCAAAAAGAAUCGCGGCAGUAAAGGGAAGAAGCCAAAUGACUGCGUUUUGAACGCUGCCAGGAGGAAAAACAAGGUGCCCGUCAAAAUUCUGAUUCCGCCGCUGGAACAGGGCGAAAAUACCAGGGAAGAAACGCUGUAUCUUGAUGUGCCUGCGACGACUUCCAGUAGUCCUCCGCCUGAGAAAACUUUACCAGUCGAAAUUAAGAGGAACAUGAAACCCGUUCCAUUGGCUGUAGUUCGGAGUUCUAAACUAGCCGCAAUGGCUGCAAAUAUGAAGUCCUCAACCGAUUUUGACAUUGACUUGGAUAUCGACAGCGUUGGCAGUGCAGAAGAUGACCGAAUCGUGGAUAAUGUAUCACCUACAGAAAAAUUACAGAAACUGGACGAGAUACUGCUGAUUCCUGAUACAAUUGAGAACGAUAACGAAGAUGUUAGUGAUGAUGAAGCUUACAAAGAUUUACCGAGUCAGGAAAGAUCCACUGGUAAUGAAGCUGACAACUGGAUCAAGAAUCGAGAAGUCAUCACAAAUAACAACGGAGAAGGAAGUAGCGCAGCAUCUAGCGAUUUAUCAUUGAGUUGUUUAAAUGAUCCAAUUAGGUUAGGACCUACGGACGAAGUGGACAACCACGUGGAAACUGUGCAGUCUGAGUUGGAUAACUUGAGAGAAUUGCUGCGAGGCGAGGGUUACAGCAUUGACGCCAAUGCUCUAUUGGGAUUAUUUGGUGCCGAUGAUCCGAUGUCGUUUGGGAUCCCAAUGAAUCCAGAACUUGACCCACAUGCGCAGAUGCAUAGAGAAAGAGAAGGAGAUGAUAUGGAGCUUAACGGAGGCGGAGAACUCAUGACAUACAAUCCUCCUCAAAAUUUCCUUGAUUUUGAUAAUGAUAUAUUUUUGGGAGCAACCUCUUCGCUAUCAUCCCCACUGAAUAAUUCGACAAACAAUUAUCAAGAUUCUUACGACUUUGAAGACAGUAAGGCAUCACUUUUAGAGUCGUUGAAUGCUGUUAACGACAACCUAGAAUCCUCUUAAGUCUUCUUCUGCGGUGAGCACAUAGAUUUACAGUCAAGUUCUUUAAUAAACGCUCGACAUUGUCUGAUUGAUGUGCGAUUGAACAAAUAAUUAAAAAGUUAAUCGAAAUUGUUUUAUUUAAGUAUCUAUAUACAUGAAUAUGUAUAACUAUGUUAUUAUAUUCACGUUUUUAGGAUGCAAUGAAUUUCUAUCGUGGCUGCCAAAUUUCUUGACAAUUUUUAAUAGACUGCAAUCCCUUUUAAUAGAUCACGUUUGAGUUUCAAAAUGAAGUCUCACUUUCCUUGGCAUUAUGUAAUCUCUCUAUACUAUAGUAUUGAUUAUAAAAGAAGCACAGUAAAAUGAGAAACAAUUGACAAAUACAUUGCAUAGUUACGAUAAAUGUAGAGUUACGUCGAUAAUUUCAUUAUUUUCAAAAUAUAGAAAUAGAGUUGACGGAAAACAUUCAUCAGUUUCAUUGAAUGCUUAUUUUUUUGCAUACUGAUAGUUUUUAUUUAUGUAUUUUUUUUUCCACAACUGCAGGUACUGUUCAGUCGCAAUACAUUCAGAAAAUUAAAAGAACUGUAAAGAUUGGCUAUAUUAAAGAAUAACGGUGAUUAGUCAAGUCUCUUGAUUGAAUGUGGUAUUUGAAAAAGGUAUUUUCUGUAAAUAUUCCCUAAAAUACCUAUAUAAUCAGAGGCUGAUGAAGCAAAACAUUUAUAGUGAUAAUUUUAUGCACUAAAAGCAAAAAAGCAAAAAUAUCAUUGCAUUUGGUCCAAACUGUUACUUAUAAUUAAAACUGACUUUAGAUUUUAUAGGUGACUAUAUGUUUUACCAUAUAAUAUAUUGAUAUAUAUAUUUCUUAAUAAUCUCAUAGUUGCCAAUAGAAUUCAUUCAAACAAUGCAAGCUUGGAUAAGUCUGAAAAUUGUUGUGUUAACGUGUGACACGAUUGAUUGUCUAAAAAAUACUGGCAACCAGUUGAAGAAAAAAUGACAUACCACCGAUAGAUUAAUAAGUUCCAUCUGUUCUUCAAUAUUUCUGAUAAUCGAUAAGUUGGCUCACUUUGUAUCAGUUUCUUAAAUUUAAUUUUGAUACUAAAACACUUGAAGGAUACUUGUACAGUAUUCUUAUACAUUUCCAAUGUAGAAAUCAUGUAUCAAUUUAAUUAAAACUGUUACAAAAGAUUAUGAGUUCAACUUUGAUGGGUAAAUUUAAGUUCAUUAUUACUUAAACGUUUUGAUUGAAAAUGUCCAGUUACAAGGCUCAAAUUUUUGUUAUGAUAUAAUUAAUCGGCACAAAGUAAUGGUCGUUGACUGUUAGAUUAACACAGGUCCUUCGAUGAUAGAAUUCUCGACCGAUCCAAUGUAAUUUUGUUUUGCAAAAUUUUUUCAACACAAUGCGAACUAUGUACCCGGGAUUGUUACGAAUUUUAUCAGAUUGUUGUAUAUUGUACCUCUCCCAAAUAUGGUUGUUAGAAGUGUUUAUUAGCCUUUUUCUUGAACACAUUAAACAAUCUUAUAAAACCGUGAUUUUAUUUUUGAAGAUAGUAAUUUAUCGGAUCAAAAAGCAUCAGCGAUUAUCAAUAUUUUAAUUCAUUCAGACUGACUUUCUAAAAAUAAAUAAUAUAGAAUCUGGAACAGAUUGAUUAUUUAUGUAAAUUAAUAAAUUUUGAAAGUGCUUUGUAACUAUUGCCAAACAAAAAUCUCUGGAAAUGCAUUUUAUUUUUUUUUUUUAACAGCUGUGAAUGAAGCCAAACUUUAAAUUUGAUUAUUGACAAUGGGAAAGAUUUGGAUGGGAAGUAUCCGCAGAUUUUUGUUAUUUUUCAUGUACAGUCAAAGAGCUUUUGACUUUAGAGUUUUCAAAGUUCAAUUUAAAUGAAUGUUGUAUAGAAGGAUAAUUUUGAUUGAGUGAAAAUUUGAUUUUCGAAUUAUAAUUUCUAUGAAUGUUUUCAAUGGUUUACAGCAAGUACGACUUUUAGACUUUGGCUUUUAUUUAAAACCUUAGCACCUCUCGCACUAUAGAUGUAAACUGUCGCGUGAAGUAUUCAAAGGUCAUAUGGUCUCAAGCUAUCGAAAUUAGCGAAUCAAAUUAUGACUAAAAUUGUUGUUGAAGCUUUUAUGUAUAUUGUAAAGUGAAUGGUGCGAAAUAAAAUAAAAGACUGAAUAUCUUCCGAUUAAAGUAGAA
Messenger RNA from Neodiprion virginianus, 4263 nucleotides. RefSeq names its product heat shock factor protein 1 (gene Hsf). The record is from RefSeq and is a predicted model, not a curated record. Lineage: Eukaryota; Metazoa; Arthropoda; Insecta; Hymenoptera; Diprionidae. Gene Ontology annotation, biological process: regulation of DNA-templated transcription. The transcript has 11 exons. The coding region runs from base 147 to 2102 and encodes 651 amino acids. Gene Ontology annotation, molecular function: DNA-binding transcription factor activity; sequence-specific DNA binding.